AUUGCAGCGAUACACCAGUCUGCAUUCUGCCGCCUUUAAAUCUCUUGGCAGGGCCUUUUGCUGCACCUUUACCCUCCACAACUUUAAGCGUAGAGAGGCCAAUCAACUUUGGAUUUUUAACCAAUUGAAGUUAGAAGAAAAUUCAUUGGCUACACUCAAAAGCGGUGUUGAGCUCUCAAACCUCAAAUGCAGGGAUAAUUGCAGAGCAUCAAGUGUCUUCUUCCUAGAACACUCCCCCUUUAUGCACCUUUCCUCCGCUUCCGACGGGUUCUUACAGGGCUGAAUAGAAUUCCUUCUUUUUGUAAUCAAAAAUCUUCACCUCAACACCACUAACAUCCUAUCCAUUACAAUAUACCUACGCAUAUCCUGCUACAAUGACUACCCUCAACGUAAAAUGCGGGCCUAUGCUUCGCUAUGAUACAGUAGAAAAUGACAUCUACCACGCUUUCGCACUGAUUGUGACUGCUGACGAAAAUAGCGAUUAUAGCUCUCAACCUUCUUUGCAAUACAAAUGGUCACCUGCUCCUUCAAAGGCUGCAGACGCUGUAAACGCUACUCCUGCAGUCACUUCCGAUAGCUCACACAAAUCAAGUGGAUCGACAAAGAUUUACACCUACACCGGAAAGGAAGGAAGUUUCAGCUUCUGGCGUUUCAAACUGGAAAUUCCAAUGGCCGAUCACGAACAAAUUGUAGCCUACAGCAUUGAUGGUCAAGCCCAUCCUGAUAGCACAUCUAAUGCAGUAAAGGAUGCAACCGGAUUCCACUUCUUCGUUCCUGCCAAACAGCAAAACUUCCGUUGGAUCGGACAUAGCUGUAAUGGUUUCUCUGCCAGCUUGGAUCCAGCUGAAUGGAACGGACCUGAUCCAUUAUGGAACGAUUGCUUGAAAGAGCAUGAAAAGAAGCCAUUCCAUGCAGUCGUUGGAGGAGGAGAUCAAAUUUAUUGUGAUAAAUUGACUGGCGAACCAGAGAUGAAGCCUUGGGUAGAUUGCGAAGAUCCCAAGAAACGUAUGAAGAUGGAGUUGACUGAAGAUAUCAAGGUAUGCAUGGAAAGAUACUUCUUCCACCAUUACUGUGAAUGGUUUGGCGGAGGUAGUUUCUCACGUACAAUUGCACAAGUCCCUAUGGUGAACAUGCUGGAUGACCACGACUUGAUCGAUGGUUUCGGUACAUAUCCGGAUGACUUGAUGGAAGCUCCCGUGUUUAACAACGUCGGUCGCGUUGGAUUCAAGUUCUAUUACCUUUUCCAACAAUUUAUCAAUCCUGACGUCGAUGGCAUCUCUGACGAGCCUGGAAAACACCCCGUCAAGAGUAUCAUCAUUGGUAGACAAGCAGCUUACGUGCAAUAUCCUCAUAUGAGCUUCUUGACAUACUUCGGACCAAAGCAACAAUUAUUGUUGAUCGAUUGCCGUGCUGAACGUAAAGUGCAUCAAAUUUGUUCAAAAGAAAGCUACCAAAAGAUCUUUGACAGGGUUCGCAAGAUGCCACAAGGCGUUGAGCACUUGGUCAUUUUGUUGGGUGUUCCACUAGCAUACCCAAGAAUGGUGUUCUUGGAACGUACCUUGUCAUCCUCUUUCAACCCAAUUGUUUUGCUUGCUAAAGGUCUCUCACCUGGCUUCACAAACAAGUUCAACGGUCAAGUGGAACUCUUGGACGAUCUCAACGAUCAUUGGUGUGCCGUUCCACACAAACGAGAACGUAAUUGGUUGGUUGAAAGAAUUCAAGAAAUUUCAUUGGAGAAGCAUGUUAGAAGUAGUUUCAUCAGUGGAGAUGUUCAUGCAUGUGGUGUUGGUCUGUUCUUUGGAUAUCACCAACAUGAUCCUAGCUUGGAUCCCAAGUACAUGAUGGCCGUCAUUACAUCUGCAAUCGUCAACUCUCCACCACCUCCGGCUGUGAUUUCGAUGUUGAACAAAUUGGCCGCAAAGAAGCAUAGAAGUUUGUUCUACAUCGGAACAAAAGAAACGAUGGUUCCAUUAUUCGAUACGGAUUUACAGGGUAAACCUCAUAAAGAUAAAUACAUUAUGGGCGCACGUAAUUGGUGUGCGGUUGAUUAUCUGGAACAAUCGGGUGAAUUGGAGUUUGAUUUACGUAUCGAAACCGAAAAAGGUAACGGAAUCACAAAAUCAUUCCCUACCCGUGCACCUGCACCUAAAUGGCAAAUCGAAAAAGAACAUCAUAAACACUUGCACACGAAAGAAUGGGAAAAGAUUAUGCGUCUUUCUAGCAAGGUAACACAGAAAUGAACAGAUUUAGUGCUUGCUAAAAUUCUCGCUUGUUGGUUGUAUGUAUUCACCACUUUCCUUUAUGUUUCGAUACCCCCCUCUCUUUGAUAAAUAAACUGCAAUUGAUCUU
Molecule: messenger RNA, 2349 nt
Organism: Meira miltonrushii
Lineage: Eukaryota; Fungi; Basidiomycota; Exobasidiomycetes; Exobasidiales; Brachybasidiaceae
Exons: 1
Coding region: 375-2240 (621 amino acids)
Cellular component (GO): membrane
Source: RefSeq, a predicted model, not a curated record